Molecule: messenger RNA, 417 nt
Organism: Funneliformis geosporum
Lineage: Eukaryota; Fungi; Glomeromycota; Glomeromycetes; Glomerales; Glomeraceae
Source: the annotation of a GenBank genome assembly
AUGAAAACUUCAAAAGAACAAAAAGAAUAUCAAGAUCGAGUUGAUGGCCUUUACCAAAAAAGAAAUCCGCGAAAGCACGAAUUAUUAAAUUUAGGAGAUGACUGGAAAGAAAAAACCGAAGAUUUUGUCAGUCGAAAUAUCAAUGAUACUAGAGCAAUAGCCACUUAUUUAACUAAAUAUAUUCAAAAAGAGUUGAACAAGAACAAAAAAUUUGAGAAAACAGAAGUUCAGGUAAUUAGAGGUUCGAUAACUUCUUAUUUUCGAAAGCAAAUUUUCGACAAAUCCUCAGUUUUUCACUACAAAAAACAACUAAGAAGUUUGACUCACUAUCACCAUGCUGUUGAUGCCAUAGUUUUAGCCCAUUUCAAAUCUCAUGGGCAUAUCCGAUUGUUACAAGACUUAACUAAGAUUAAUUGA